Molecule: messenger RNA, 1118 nt
Organism: Carassius auratus (goldfish)
Lineage: Eukaryota; Metazoa; Chordata; Actinopteri; Cypriniformes; Cyprinidae
Product: zinc-binding protein A33-like
Exons: 3
Coding region: 1-825 (274 amino acids)
Molecular function (GO): protein binding
Source: RefSeq, a predicted model, not a curated record
AUGUCAUCCUCCAGUGAUCUACUGACUGAGGAGCUUAAGUGCUCUAUUUGUCUGGAAGUCUUCACUGAUCCAGUCAGCACUCUAUGUGGCCACAACUUCUGCAAAACCUGUCUGAAUAAAUGCUGGGACAAGAGCCAGACCUGCAGCUGUCCAUACUGCAAAGAAACAUUCAACCAAAGACCUGACCUCAGGGUUAAUACCACACUCAGAGAGGUUGCUGAACACUAUAAAAAGAAACUCAGGCAAACGGAGAUCAAGUGGAUGCAGCAAUAUGCAGUGGAUGUGACUCUAGAUCCAGAAACUGCUCAUCCUGAACUCAUCCUGUCUGAUGAUGGAAAACAAGUGAGACAUGGAGACAUUUGGCAAAAACUCCCAAACAACUCAAAGAGAUUUGAUAGAUAUUUAUUUGUCUUGGGAAAAAAGGGGUUCUCCUCAGGGAGAUUUUAUUUUGAGGUGCAGGUGGAAGGAAAGACUAGCUGGGAUUUAGGAGUGGCCCAAGGAUCCAUUAACAGGAAAGGAGAGAUCUUACCGAGUCCCAGUAAUGGAUUGUGGACUUUGAUUCUGAGGAAUGGGAAUAAAUAUAUUAACUCUCUUAAUCCCCCUGUCAGUAUCUCCAUGAAAGUGAAGCCUCAGAGGGUUGUUGUGUUUGUUGAUUAUGAGGAGGGUCUGGUCUCCUUUUAUGAUGUGGAGACCAGCUCUCACAUAUACUCUUAUACUAAUCAGCGUUUCUUUGGGGAACUCUAUCCAUAUAUUAGCCCAUGCCUUAAUGAUGGAGGUAAAAAUUCAAGCCCACUGAUCAUCACACCUGUCAAUUACAAUAAAUGAAAUAUAGCGAAGGUGCCAGGGUGGGAUUUGCAUCAGAAAUUAGCAUAGCACCUCCCCUGUCUUUAUGUAUAAAGCAGUGGUUCUCAAACUUUUUACAGUCGCGUACCCCCCAGGCAUUUAACGUCCUUCAAUGUACCCCCUCUCUCACACUUAGACUACAGUCAGAAAGUAUUUUAAUAAACGUACAUGUGUAACAAAUAUAUACUUUGUAAAGUAACUCAGUUUUAUCAAACACAUAAUUUGUAUCCAACCUAUCACAUACUUUUAAAUAAAUUACACACUGUUUAAUGAGA